AUGGGCACUCCAGGUCUGAAGACUACUCCCAAGAAGAGCCAGACUGCGGCUCAUGACCACCGCACUCCUUCCAAGGUGAUGAAAGCUCAGAGGACCCCCAAGGUCAACAAGCUCAAGACACCUGGUUCCACUCCCAGAGAGACUGCUUACACUCAUAACCUCCCCACUGGCGAGCAGAAGAAGGGCAAUGGCCGUGUCACUGGACGCAGCCUCAUCAUGUGGAACCGUCCUCGCAUGACUGAGAAGCUUCUUCUCCACAUUCACUACGAAUGUGUUCGUCACAAGGUCAACAUUCCUUGGGAUGCCAUUUCUCAUCGCCUUCGCCCCGGCUCUUCUGGUCAGGCAAUUCUGCAGCAUGUCAACCGCCUUCGCAAGGAACUCCUCGCUGAAGGCCACAUGGUGCCUCCCCCUGCCCACAAGAACUCUCCAUCUACUCCCUAUGAUCCCACCGUCAGAGGCUACGUCCGUGACCCUACUAGCGAUGACAAGCAUGCCACUCGCUCAGUUGGUUUCGACGAGAAGCUGGAUGAUGCCAAGAUCAACCUUCCCGAUGCCUUUGACGCUAUGGACGAAGGUGAAGACGAGUUCUCCCCUGAAGCCUAUGGCGACGUGCUCUGCACUCCUGAGGCCGAUGCCGAUGUCAUUGUCCUUGAGGACGAUAUCCCACUCCCAGUCACGCCGACUCCCGUCCGUCACGCAGCGCCUCGCCCCCCUGUGUCUGCUUCUGCCACUCAGUACAACCUGAAGGCCCAGAGCAUUCAGCAAGACAACGUCGCUGCUACUCAACAGCUUGACCUCUUUGACAACAACCUAUUCGCUGACAUCACCCCUCCCAACUUUGUGCUCAACAGCACUGAGGGACUUCAGCCUAUGGGUGUCCAGAACCCUAUCGCUUUUACCAAUGAAGCUCAGCUUUUGAUGGGCGGAGCCAACUUGUUUGACCCUUUUACCACCCAGCCUCUCAUCAAGCCCAGCCAUGAGCAGAUUAGCCCCUGCGGUCAAUCACCUCUUGGCAAUGUCUCUCAGCCCUUCUUCAUGGGAAACCCAUUUAACCUUCAAUCCGGUGGCUACUACACCAACUUGGCUCAGCCUAACUUCAUGGCCCAGCCUAGCCUCAUGGCUCAGCCUAACCUCAUGGCCCAACCUCCUUUUGGCUUCGCCAUGCCGCCCACUCCUCCUGCUCUUUUCAACCCUGAGGAGAAGGAAGAACCCCAGAGCUCCCCAGCUGCCAACGAACACAGAGGCAUCUCCGUCUCGCCUGUGUCGUCCCCAGUUGCAGCCCAGCUGCCUACAUUCCAGCCAGAGACACUCCAGCCGGAGAUUGAGAGCCCAGAGCAGCAGCUCGGCGAGGCCACUCCUGCACUCCCAUUUUCCGACGACUUUGUCGGCCACCAGUUGUUGCUUGAGUUCCUCGCCAACUCGGAGUAA
Trichoderma breve is the source of this 1428-nucleotide messenger RNA. RefSeq lists its product as uncharacterized. NCBI's taxonomy places the organism in Eukaryota, Fungi, Ascomycota, Sordariomycetes, Hypocreales, Hypocreaceae. The transcript is spliced from 4 exons. Bases 1 to 1428 code for a protein of 475 amino acids. The record is from RefSeq and is a predicted model, not a curated record.